AUGGCCGAUCCGGAGCGUGAUUACGGCAUUGCAUACAAUCAUCAAGGCAACAUUGACGUCAUCCGAUCGCCGUUCUUUGACGUUGGAUUCGGCUUCGACCACACCGUUGAGGAUUACUUGAAUCAGAUUCUUCCCCACCUUGUGGACAUCCUCGACGAGCACCUUCCGGCGGACGAGUGGAUCAUCAACAGCCGAACACCUUCUUCUCCAAAUCUGACUUCCUCCCCGGCGGCUAGCCCCCUCGACAUUACUUGUCUAAUAGUGGCAUUUGUUGUUUUCCGCACCUGGGACUCUUCCCGAGUCCGUGACUCCUUGGCUCCAUGCGUGAGGCUUGGUUCCCGUAAUUGUUGUUUCAGUUCCUGUGUUUGGAUUGAUUUCCGAAUGGAUUGGGAAGAUAUAUAUGCUUAUAAUGCUUCGGUUCUAAUGGAAAUUAAAGUCAUGUGGAUCUUGGCUUUCCCCUUCUUUGCCUAUAAAAAUGAGAUGAAGAUGAGAAGGAAGUUAGUUGAUAUUUUUAAAGCUACUUAUUAUUUGUUCUCAAUUGAUUUAUCUCCAGGAGUGCUUGUUUCUGCAUUGAGAGUCAUAUGCAAAUCCAUCUUUCCACAAGACGCUACUGGAUUGAGAAACAGUGCUAACCUAUACUUCGCAGUUGCAAUAGUAGUAAUGAUCAUCUGCAUCAUAUGCUACAAUAUGGCUGAAAAGCUUCCUGUUGUCCAAUACUACAAAAACAUCAAAUUGCAGGCAAUAAAAGAAGAGAGAGAUUUCAAAAUGCUAACUUUAACUGGUUCUGCCUGGAGAUCAACUUUGUAUAAUAUUUUUGGAAGGAUCAAAUGGUAUGGCUUUGGACUCUUCCUCAUGUACGUUGUAACCCUCUCAAUAUUCCCAGGAUUCAUUACUGAAGACGUGCACUCCGAAGUCCUCAAGGAUUGGUACCCCAUAAUCCUAAUUGCUGGAUACAAUAUUUUUGAUCUGGUGGGGAAGGCUCUGAGCGGAGCUUAUCUCUUACGGAAUGCCAGUGUUGCUGUAGGCGCCUGUGCUGCAAGGCUGCUCUUCUAUCCUCUAUUCUUUGGCUGCUUGCACGGCCCCCAGUUCUUCAGGAAAGAGGUACCUGUGACAAUUUUGACGUGCCUUUUAGGCCUAACAAAUGGGUAUUUUACUGCUGUUGUUUUGAUUCUUGCUCCUAAGGCUGUGCCAAUACAACUUGCUGAGACUGCAGGAAUUGUUAUGGUUCUGUUCCUUAUUGUUGGUUUAACUGUAGGGUCAGUAGUGUCUUGGUUCUGGAUUGUUUGAUUGCUUUGAAGGUGAAGCUGAAUUUGCUUAAUCUGUUUUAUAAAUUUGUGUGCAAAUGUAUAAUAUUGUCAGAUUAAGACCAUGACAAAUUAAUAAUGAUCUGUUGAUCUGGUUCAGAUUUGAUGCAAUCAUAAUUUCUGUAUUUUUAUUUUUUGAAUAUUGAACAAUA
Dendrobium catenatum is the source of this 1456-nucleotide messenger RNA. RefSeq names its product equilibrative nucleotide transporter 1. The coding region runs from base 1 to 1287 and encodes 428 amino acids. Lineage: Eukaryota; Viridiplantae; Streptophyta; Magnoliopsida; Asparagales; Orchidaceae. Gene Ontology annotation, cellular component: plasma membrane. The transcript has 3 exons. The record is from RefSeq and is a predicted model, not a curated record. Gene Ontology annotation, biological process: nucleoside transmembrane transport. Gene Ontology annotation, molecular function: nucleoside transmembrane transporter activity.